GUUCCUCCUCCCCCAAUGCAUCAUCACCACAGACUCAUCUCUGCCAUGUUCUUUCUCCCGUCCUGAAAAUAAACCGCAUAAACGGUCCGUUUAGUUGCUAAUUUUAUAAGCUAUGAUAAUGUGGACGCGGUGAACAUCAAACGCUGCCCUAAAAUUUGUCGACUUAAGGCGGAGGGACGUUGCACAAUGGCAGCCGACGCUGAGGAUUUCAACUUUGAUGAAUAUGACAAACCUGGUGCUGAGCGUUCCCGCAGAAGAAGGGGUGAUGCUGAUGGUCUCGAGAGUGAUUUGGAAGAAGAUUUGUUGGAGGAGGACUGGCUGUCUGCUAAAAAGAAUCCCUCCGAAAUGUCAGAUGAGGAGUUGAAUGAUGACCUUCUUCAAAGUGAUGAUGAAGACCUGAAUGUCAGCGGUCAGGAUGCAGCCUACAGCAUGGGUGCUUCCUAUGACCAGCAAGACAGCUUGCAGGAAGCAGACUACACAGAUGAUGUCGUGAACCUGGGUGCAGAGGGCUAUGAAGAGGAGGAGGGUUAUAAUCAGGACGGUGAAGAGGCCUAUGCUGAGGAAUACAACCAGGGUCACAACACAGAGAUGGACCAAAUCGAUUACAGUGGAGAGCCAGCUGGCGGCGAAGAUGGCUACCAGUACGAAGUGCUAGACAUUGAAAUCGGCGAACCCAUCGAUGGUGAAUUUCAAGAAUUCCAAAGAUCCAAUGGUGAUGAACCUCUUAAUGAAGCUGAAACUAGUCAGGAGGAAGAGGCAGCAGUAAGAGAGCAGCAAGAAAAGGAAGAGCCUACAGAGGAACAUCGGUUCUAUGAGACAGAGGAGGUUGAAAAUGAGACUCUUCCUGGUGAACAAACACAGGAGGAAUCUGACGAAGAGGAUGAUGAAGGUGAAGAAUCUGGUAGAAUACGGUUUAAAUCUGAGAGGAAGGAAGGCGCCGUCGUACGACUGGCGGAUGCCGGCAGUAAGAGGAGGAACAUCCCUGAAACUCUAGAGCUUUCAGAGAAGGCUAAGAAAGAUUUGCUGGAGUUUGAGGAACACGAGCGGCAGAAGAGACACACCCGUCAUGGAGGGCGAGGCAGAGGAGCUGGAAUAGGAGGAGGAGGAGGAGGAGGACGAGGUGGGAGAGGAAGAGGUGGUUUCCCUGGCUAUGGAAUGGCAGACUUUAGAGGAGGUCAAAGAAGAAAAAUGCAUGACCAUAUGCUUCCCCUGAUGGGAAACAUGAACUUACAGCAAUCCUCCCGAAUGCCUUCUCCGCAUCAGCAGCAUCUGCACUCCCAUCAGCACCACCCUUCGCGCCCGAGAGGACCACCUCCCUUCCAGGAGCAUGGGCGCUCCAUUCCCCAGCAGCCCCUUCAGCCCCUGAUCCCCCCUCACAUGGCUCACCGCUCCCCACAGCUGCGGCCCCAGAUGGAACAACCACCACCUCGAAUGAUGAGCUCCCCACCACCUAGUUUCCCUCAGCAUCAUCAGCAACAGCCCUCUCAGCCCAAAAACAUCCACAUAAAUCCCCACUUCAGAGGACCUGCACAGUCCUCUGUACAAGUGCCCUUGAUGCCUCCUGCUCAGAGCCAAUCCAGACCUGCUGUGGGUCCUCAGAGGUUUCCUGGCCUGGGAGAUUUCCAGCCGCACAUGCCGGCUAAUUUUGGUCCAUCCCACCGACUGCCUCAUCACAUGGAGCCCUUAAGGAACCAGCCACCUCAAGGCCCCCAGGACAGAGAGCCUAUAUUUAUGGGAGGUGUGGACACAGACUGCGGAGAAUCAUCCCGAUUUCCAGGGCAGCACAUGUUCGAUCACCCGGGGCCCGGCUCUUUGAUGAACAGCGGCAACAACCUCCACCACCAGCAGCAGCUGCCCGGUCAGGGCCACAUGGGCUUCGGCCCUCCUGGACCACCCUUCAACCAGCCGGGCCAGGGCCCGUUAGGACAUUUUCAGAGAGAACCCCCAAGACCCAACCUCCCCCCACACCAAGGUCAUCAUGGGAUGGCGAACAUGAAUCAACAAGGUGGCCCCCCAAACCAGCCCCGACCUUUCAUGAACCCUCGGCAGCCAUUUGGCCAGCAGGGUAGCACCUUCCCCCCUCCACCAUUUCAGUUUGGGAUGCAGGUACGACUAAGAGGCUUGUUACAAACGCCGCCUGUCAACCAGCUGACGCAUCACGACCCCUUAUCACCCCAUUCCAUGCACCAGCAGCAGCCCCACCACCAUAGGCAAGAGAUGCCCCAUCAGCAGCACCAACAGAUAAAUCUCAACGAGCCUCGGCCCAUGUCACAUCAUGGUCAGAAUCCUUUCCAUCAGCAGCAGGGACAUGGUGGCCCCAGGCAUACGAAUCCCCGUUCCCAGAACCCCCCACAGAGGAACAUGUCAAACAGGCAGAGAAUGAGCACACCCGUCUCCAAACAAAUGCAGCAUCGCAACAGCAACCUACGGGAGCUCCCUGUAGCACCUGGUAACACUAACAUGAACAGUUCCUCCCCUGCUGCCAACAUCAAGCCUGUUGCCAGGACAACGCCAGGGACGCGUCCGGGGCAGAACGCUCAGCUGGCGUAUGGUGGCGGCAGAGGAAGAGGCCAAGCUGCGAAGACUGAACCACAGGCUGGGGGGACAGGCAGGGUGGUGACUCAACAGGAAGCUCCAAAUGCAUCAUCCAGCUUAACACCAGAGGACCCUAAUGAAGAUGAAGAGACACGGCAGUACCGUCUGAAGAUUGAGGAGCAGAAGAGACUGAGGGAGGAGAUCCUGAGAAAGAAGGAGUUGCGGCGGCAAAUGCAGGCUGGUGUCCGGAAGAAGGAGCUGCUGGAGAGACUUAAUGCUCAGUCAAAUACACCAAACCAAGACACUACUCCUACACAGGCUCAGCCUUUGCAACCAAAUCAGCAAAAACAGCAGCCAGAACAAAAAGUGCAACAACUGCAGACACAGCAGCAGAGGAUUGUUGCUCAGAGACCACAGCAGUCAGUAAAUCACACAUUAACCAAUCCUAACCUAGACAGCGCCCCUCCUCCUUGCAAUCCUGCUCAGAACCCUGCACUGCGUCCCAACAUCAAGUCGCGCCUGCAGAUGGUCAAAGGGAACACACAGGAGCAGCAGACCCCCAGCUCAGGUCCUGAACAGCAAUGGAAGCCGCCCCAGCAGAAUCAGCAGCAGCUACUUCAGCAACAAAGGAGAAACAGUUCUUUGCAGACUGUAAACAGACCUGGCGCUCAAGUUCCUCCAAAAAACGCCCCUCCUCCAGGCCCAUCUCAGACUCAAGGACCUAAAUCUGGGGCUAAAAGAACUGUGAUGCAGCGAGCCAAAAGUUCUGAUAUGGAGGCCCAGCACGUGCCACAAAAAGUCAGAGUUGUCAAACUUUCUGGACCGAGUGGAAAGGGGCCUGAGGCGAGUAGCAGCCCAGUACAGCAGCAAGGCACCUGGCAAGCAGCUCCAGUCAACCAGAGCAUCCAAAGGAAGGUGACCAUGAUGGGACAGCAGCAAACGGGACCAGGUGGAGCACCGGAGGCUAGCUGUGGGGGCACAGGAGAUACACAGCAGAGCAGGGUUGUGGUAUCGGGCCGGGGUCGAGGUAGAGGCAUCGGAAGGGGUCAACCAUUGCCCACUAGGCAAAGCCAGAGAGGACCAGAUAACGCUCACAGUACCGUGUGCAUCCAGGGCCUCUCCUCAUCUACAACUGAAAAUCAGCUCAAGAACCUCCUCAUGUCCAUCGGCCCCGUAGAGAUGUUUAAAAUGAUGCCCCAGCAGAGAAAAGCAAUUGCUAAAUUUUCCAACCCCCAGCAUGCAGCAAGCUUCCAAAUGAGCUUCCAUAGGCACAUGAUUGAUUUGUCCCACAUUGACGUGUCGCUGAUUGACGGAUGAGGAGCGCCACCGAUUCACCGAAGGGUCUCUUUCCCCUGGUUUUGUGUGGGAGUUUCUUGUACCUUGCUCUGCUCUACACGGUUGUGGGAUUAUUUCAACUCGCUCGUCGUCUCGUCGCAGAUUUCAUCAUUCGUCUCCCUCCUGCCUGGACAAGUGAACACAAAGAUAGCUGUGUGCAUGCGUGUGUUUAACUUUGCCUACCAAGAGGCUCUAGAUGUAAAAUAUCUUUGAACAGACACUAAAUACUGACUCCUCUGAUGUUUGAGAACUUUCUUUUUCCCUGUUUCAUAAGGACACUGGUAAAAUCUUUUCAUGAGAUAAUGGUUGCUGCCCUCCUCAUUUAGUUACCUUUAAUAAACACAAAAGGACACCUGAUUGUUAUCUAGCUGUGACAUCUUGUUGCUGUUUUGCUAUUUUAUGCUUUAGUUUCAUGCAGAUAGUUGUGGCUGUUGCUGGCGUCAUUUUUACUCCCUCUCAGUAGAUGGCACUGUUUUAUCCCUUUGGUGGUUUCAGCCUGAACCUGCUUUUGGGUUCCAUUUCUGGCCAUUGGCGCCAUCUUGUGGGGAUGAUGCAUGCAGGCACAGAGGACUGGAUGGGUGUUUGAUGUAGCAGCAACUGAAGCAAAGUUACAUUUCAGAAUACCAAACACUUUGUAGAAUUUGUAAAUACUGUGUGGAUUCUCUGGCUCUCAGAGUUCUCUGGAUUUAGAGUUUAAAUGUUUUUCCCUCUGAAUGUAAUUUGGUCUUUUAGCUGUGGACUGGGCGGCGUUGGGGGAUCAAUCUUUAGUUUGCCGGUGGUAUGAUAGUUGGUCAGAUUAUAGAGUUGCUAAGAUGAAGAGAGUUAUUAUGAUAAUUAUAAUUUGAGGAACUUGAUUUCUUUAAGUUAGCAAAUAUGUUUGGAAGAUUGGAGGAAAUUGUUUUAAUGCAAGAUGUACAGGGCAGAUCCAUUCCUUAUAAUGUUUUUUUAGCUGCAGAUUUGAGAUUUAGAAAUUUUCUGUAAAGGUUGGAACUGAGGAGGAUCCUCAACUGGGAUUUCAAAUUAUUACUGAUUCUUUUAUUAUGAAGACGUGUGUUUUUCUAUAAAUUGGAUGCUUCCUGAUUCCCUAAAACUACAGAAAUAGAAGUUCAGUAAAGAAAAAAAAAAAGGGAAAUGACUCCCAUUUCUACACUAUUUUGAUACAUCACUUUAUGCUUUCCCAAAGUUUUCUAUCUUUUAUGAAAUUAUAACUGAAAUCAGGGAUGCCUAAAAUUUCUAAAAUAGUGUUCUCCCAUGAAUCGACUCUUGAAAUUUCUUUAGAUUUAUGUAAGUUUAAUUUCCAUUACUUCUCCACUACAUGUUUGUUUGUAUCGCACAAAAACUGAUCCUACCUUCUUUAUUACGGAAGAUGGCAACUAAACUUCCAAAUUCAUUAUUGGCAAAUGUUGAGGGGGGCAACCAUUAUAUUUGUAUUGGUCAUGUAUAUAAGUAAAACCAGACAUGUCACUCUUUAUUAAGCCUUUCAACUUUUUUUUUUCCCUCCUUUCCUUGUGUUAGUCAUGUUAUAACAAGUUAGAUUUUUAUAUGUAAAGGCUGAACAGAUAUGUCUAGAGAGAAUCCUUUUUUACAAGUGGUGUGUAUCUAUACUAGAGUUAGAAUGACAAACAGCUGGAGCACAUUUCUGUUCAUGUCUUAAAAAAGCAUUUAAAAGAAAACGAAAAAUACCAAUAAAAACAUGGCCAAUAUACCGUAAACAUGCUGGUAUGUGAAGCCGGUUAAACUUUAGCUCUAAUAUGUGUGCUUGGUUAUGUGUGAUGUUCAUGUGUCUGGUGCCUUUUACAAUGACGUCUCUUUAUAUGUGUGACACAUUUUAAUCUUUUGUACUUUGCAGAAGCUGUAAGUUUGUGGAUAUUUUCCCACAGUAUCAUAUUAAUACUUAUGGAAACAUUUCCUAUGUCAGUAUUAAACUGUUUUUAUAAAU
Cyprinodon tularosa is the source of this 5809-nucleotide messenger RNA. It is a transcript of the gene rbm33a, whose product is annotated as RNA binding motif protein 33a. The record is from RefSeq and is a predicted model, not a curated record. Gene Ontology annotation, molecular function: RNA binding. The coding region runs from base 187 to 3852 and encodes 1221 amino acids. NCBI's taxonomy places the organism in Eukaryota, Metazoa, Chordata, Actinopteri, Cyprinodontiformes, Cyprinodontidae. The transcript has 19 exons.